Cryptomeria japonica (Japanese cedar) is the source of this 588-nucleotide messenger RNA. Its product is annotated as disease resistance response protein 206-like. The record is from RefSeq and is a predicted model, not a curated record. The coding region runs from base 1 to 588 and encodes 195 amino acids. The transcript has a single exon. Lineage: Eukaryota; Viridiplantae; Streptophyta; Pinopsida; Cupressales; Cupressaceae.
AUGCCUUUUGAGUAUUCUGGUAGAACAAUAUUUAGUUUGUGCUAUAUGUGGCUUCUGCUCUCUUCCAUAAUGCUCAGAAAUGUGGAUGGGCAUGGACGGAAGAAGCAACUUCCAAAGCCAUGUACUAAUUUUGUGUUGUACUUUCAUGAUAUACUUUACAAUGGAAAAAAUGCCCAGAAUGCAACUUCUGCCCUGGUUGCAGCCCCUCAGUGGGGCAAUCUCACUUCUUUCGGUGAUCUUUUCCGGUUUGGAUAUUUGGCUGUGUUUGACGAUCCUAUUACUCUUGACAAUAAUCUUCACUCUUCUCCUGUGGGAAGAGCUCAGGGCUUUUAUUUCUAUGACAUGAAGAAUACAUUCAGUGCCUGGCUUGGUUUCACGUUUGUGCUGAACUCAGAAGAUUACAAGGGCACCAUCACCUUCAACGGCGCCGACCCAACUCUGGUUAAGUACAGAGAUAUAUCUGUAGUGGGUGGAACGGGUGAUUUCUUAAUGGCCAGAGGAAUUGCCACCGUUUCUACCGAUGCAUACGAGGGAGACGUUUAUUUCCGCCUCAGGGUAAACAUCACACUUUACGAGUGUUACUCGUAA